Messenger RNA from Postia placenta MAD-698-R-SB12, 724 nucleotides. RefSeq lists its product as hypothetical. The coding region runs from base 131 to 292 and encodes 53 amino acids. The record is from RefSeq and is a predicted model, not a curated record. The transcript has a single exon. NCBI's taxonomy places the organism in Eukaryota, Fungi, Basidiomycota, Agaricomycetes, Polyporales, Adustoporiaceae.
GGCUACUUCGCUGCCGUUUCCGUAGAAGAGCCCGAGUCUCGAAUGCGUAAACUGCCGCGGCGCAUUCCUUGCGGCCGGACUCAGGCAUUGCGUCGACGGACCCCCACGAUCGGUACCUGGGCGUCUCCCCAUGGCAGAAAACGCCGCGCUUGGACAGAUGGCCCUCUGCGUCGGUCUCGGCGCACUCGCGCGGUACAAGUACAUGCCAUGGCAUGGACGCGAACUUCGUGUCCUAUAUCACUCAGGCACUAUACAGACAUGGCGGCUUCAAUUCACCGCGCACCGUGCCUAGGGCUCUAGACUUUGACGUCCUUGAACAUACCAUGUCAUGUGUGCGCGCACUGCGCCCGUCGAAAGGCCUUGGGCCUUAGACAUCAAUCGCGCAAUACGAAGUAUGCUUCUCCAGUGCUGAUAGAUAUCAACACUGAGUACUGAGGUGCGGUUUGAACGUUGUGUGCCUCGCGUGACUCAACGCCUCAGGCACUGCAGGCGCGGGCGCCCUGCACAGUCGUGUCUGCGCGGGCCGGGUGGACUCUCCUCCACUCUCCUCCUCCUCCUCUAUCCCUCUACCACCCGGUAUGACCGUGAGCGCGCCCGGCUGCGCUCGGGGUCUGCGCCUGGGUGAAUCCCAGACGAUCCCGAAGAACGUCCGUCCAAGGACGAUCGCGCGGCAAAUUAACUGCGUGCGUCACGGGUAGUGCACCAACCAACCCGGUACGCAUUU